Messenger RNA from Penicillium argentinense, 3675 nucleotides. RefSeq names its product ion-transporting P-type ATPase SPF1. The record is from RefSeq and is a predicted model, not a curated record. Gene Ontology annotation, molecular function: ATP binding; ATP hydrolysis activity; P-type ion transporter activity. Lineage: Eukaryota; Fungi; Ascomycota; Eurotiomycetes; Eurotiales; Aspergillaceae. Gene Ontology annotation, biological process: intracellular calcium ion homeostasis. Gene Ontology annotation, cellular component: endoplasmic reticulum membrane. The transcript has 3 exons. Bases 1 to 3675 code for a protein of 1224 amino acids.
AUGACCAAAUGGAAUAUCAAUCUCAACACUCUGUUCACCACUACCAAUGCCAAGUCUAUCGAUACCGCCCGCCUCAUCAAGGUCAUUCCCGUUACCAACGCCGGUUCCGCCGAGAUCUGCACUUUGAUCCACGAUAACUCCGGUGGGAAGAAGACGCUCUCGUUCCUGUUCCAGAAGCGUCGUUUCCUGUACUACACCGAACGCCGUUCCUUUGCGCCCCUUUCCUACGUCCUUGACGCCGAGCCCAAGCCCGCCCUCCAAUACUUCCAGCAGAGCAAGGGUCUGACCACCAAGGCCGAGAUCGACCGUGUGCACUACCACUAUGGCGAUAAUACCUUCGAUAUCCCCGUUCCUGGAUUUAUUGAACUUUUCCAGGAGCAUGCGGUUGCGCCGUUUUUCGUGUUCCAAGUGUUUUGUGUCGGAUUGUGGAUGUUGGAUGAAUACUGGUACUAUUCGCUGUUCACGCUGUUCAUGCUCGUUGCUUUUGAAAGCACUGUUGUGUGGCAACGCCAGCGGACCCUGAACGAGUUCCGUGGAAUGAGCAUCAAGCCAUACGAUGUGUGGGUGUACCGUGAGAGCAAGUGGCUGGAAAUCACUAGCGAUCAGCUUCUUCCCGGCGAUCUGAUGUCCGUGAACCGCACCAAGGAAGAUGGCGGCGUUGCUUGCGAUAUUCUCUUGAUUGAAGGUAGUGUCAUUGUCAACGAGGCUAUGCUUUCUGGUGAAAGUACCCCGCUUCUGAAGGACUCCGUUCAACUCCGACCUGGAGAGGACUUGAUUGAGCCCGAUGGAUUGGAUAAGAACUCGUUUGUGCACGGCGGAACCAAGGUUCUGCAGGUCACCCACCCUAACACCAACGGGGAGGAGACCCUCAAGAACAUUGCCAAUGGUGUUACUAUGCCUCCUGACAACGGUGCUCUGGGUGUCGUCGUCAAGACCGGUUUCGAGACUAGCCAGGGAAGCCUUGUCCGUACUAUGAUCUAUUCCACCGAGCGUGUAUCCGCCAACAACGUGGAGGCCUUGCUGUUCAUCCUGUUCCUGCUUAUCUUCGCGCUUGCGGCCUCUUGGUACGUCUGGCAAGAGGGUGUCCAAAAGGACCGCAAGAGAUCGAAGCUUCUUCUGGACUGUGUUCUCAUCGUCACAAGCGUCGUUCCUCCUGAACUUCCCAUGGAACUGAGUCUGGCUGUUAACACCAGUCUCGCUGCCCUGAGCAAGUUCGCCAUUUUCUGCACUGAGCCUUUUCGUAUUCCCUUCGCCGGACGUGUUGAUGUCGCUUGCUUCGAUAAGACCGGUACCCUUACUGGAGAGGACCUUGUUGUCGAUGGCAUUGCUGGACUUACCCUGGGCCAGGCUGGUGCUAAGGUCGAAGCUGAUGGUGCCCACACGGAUCUUUCGAAGCCCUCAACCGUCGGGGCUGACACGACCCUUGUGCUUGCUAGUGCCCACGCCCUUGUGAAACUGGACGAGGGCGAGGUUGUUGGUGACCCCAUGGAGAAGGCUACUCUCUCUUGGCUCGGCUGGACCUUGGGCAAGAACGAUACUCUCAUGUCUAAGGGAACCGCACCCGUUGUCGCAUCUCGCCCUGUUGAGUCUGUGCAGAUCAAGAGAAGAUUCCAAUUCUCUUCUGCACUUAAGCGCCAGAGCACCAUCGCUACCAUUACUACCAACGACAAGAAGACGUCGAAGAAGUCCAAGGCUACCUUCGUCGGUGUCAAGGGUGCCCCUGAAACUAUCCGAAAGAUGCUCGUCAACGCUCCUCCUCAUUAUGAGGAGACCUUCAAGCACUUCACUCGCAACGGUGCCCGUGUUCUGGCUCUUGCCUACAAGUACCUCUCUACCGAGUCCGAGCUCUCUCAGAACCGCGUGAACAACUUCGCUCGCGAGGAUAUUGAAUCUGAAUUGAUCUUCGCUGGUUUCCUCGUUCUGCAGUGCCCCUUAAAGGAUGAUGCCAUCAAGGCCGUCCGCAUGCUGAACGAAAGCAGCCACCGUGUUGUUAUGAUCACUGGUGACAACCCGUUGACCGCCUGCCACGUCGCUCGCCAGGUUGAAAUUGUGGACCGCGAGGUCGUCAUUCUUGACGCUCCGGAAAAUGAUACCUCUGGAACCCGUCUUGUCUGGCGCACCAUUGACGACAAGCUGAACACCGAUGUCGACCCCACGCAACCCCUGGACCCAGAGAUUAUCAAGACCAAGGAUAUCUGUAUCACCGGUUAUGCGUUGGCCAAGUUCAAGGGCCAGAAGGCUCUCCCCGACCUUCUGCGUCACACCUGGGUUUAUGCUCGUGUGUCCCCCAAGCAGAAAGAAGACAUUCUCCUCGGUCUCAAGGAUGCUGGUUACACCACUCUGAUGUGCGGUGAUGGUACCAACGACGUUGGUGCUCUCAAGCAGGCUCACGUCGGUGUUGCUCUUCUCAACGGCUCUCAAGAGGAUCUUACUAAGAUUGCUGAGCACUACCGCACAACCAAGAUGAAGGAGCUGUAUGAGAAGCAGGUUUCCAUGAUGCAACGCUUCAACCAGCCUUCUCCCCCCGUUCCUGUCCAAAUUGCACACCUGUACCCCGCUGGCCCUAGCAACCCGCACUACCAGAAAGCCAUCGAAAGAGAGGCACAGAAGAAGGGUGCUGUCGUUGCUGCCGCUGCUGCCAACAAGCCGGCCGAGGACAUCCCGACUAUCACCUCGCCUGGUGCACAGGCCCUGCAGCAGAACAUGACUCCUCAACAGCAGAGACAGCAGCAGGCUCAGCAGGCUGCUGCCGGCCUUGCUGAUAAGCUGACCUCGUCGAUGUUGGAGCAGGAGUUGGAUGACAGCGAACCCCCUACCAUCAAGCUGGGAGAUGCUUCAGUCGCCGCGCCGUUUACGAGUAAACUGGCUAACGUGGUUGCUAUUCCGAACAUUCUCCGCCAGGGCCGUUGCACCCUGGUUGCUACCAUCCAGAUGUACAAGAUCCUUGCCCUGAACUGCUUGAUUAGCGCCUACAGUUUGAGUGUUAUCUACCUGGAUGGUAUCAAGUUUGGUGACGGCCAGGUUACCAUCAGCGGUAUGCUGAUGAGUGUCUGCUUCCUGUCUAUCUCUCGCGCUAAGUCCGUCGAGGGACUUUCCAAGGAGCGCCCGCAGCCCAACAUCUUCAAUGUCUACAUCAUUGGAUCCGUCCUGGGACAGUUUGCCAUCCACAUUGUCACCCUGAUCUACCUCUCGAACUACGUCUAUAAGAUUGAACCGAGAGAUGACAACGUCGAUCUUGAGGGUGAAUUCGAGCCUUCCCUGCUCAACAGUGCGAUCUACCUGCUCCAGCUGAUCCAGCAAAUCUCCACAUUCUCAAUCAACUACCAAGGUCGUCCGUUCCGUGAGUCCAUUCGCGAGAACAAGGCCAUGUACUGGGGUCUUGUUGCCGCUUCCGGCGUUGCCUUCUCCUGCGCGACCGAGUUCGUGCCCGAGCUCAACGAGAAGCUGCGCCUGGUUCCCUUUAGCAACGAGUUCAAGAUCACUCUGACCGUGCUGAUGAUCUUUGACUAUGGUGGCUGCUGGCUGAUCGAGAACGUUCUUAAGCAGCUGUUCAGCGACUUCCGCCCCAAGGAUAUCGCCAUUCGCCGUCCUGAUCAGCUGCAACGUGAGGCCGAGCGAAAGGCGAGAGAGGAGGCCGAGGCUGAGCAGCAGCGAGAGCAGCAGAGGAAGAUCUAG